This is a messenger RNA of Parasteatoda tepidariorum (common house spider), 2292 nucleotides long. RefSeq lists its product as uncharacterized. The record is from RefSeq and is a predicted model, not a curated record. Lineage: Eukaryota; Metazoa; Arthropoda; Arachnida; Araneae; Theridiidae.
ACUUUAACUUCAAACUUAUAAAAACAAAACAAAUUAAAACUAGCGGGUUUGUAAACUUUUCAUACAAAUUCGAAUUUUUUUUAAUGUUAAUUAAUCAUAGGAAGUAAUUAGUCUUUUUAAUAUUUAAACAAAUUUGUUUUAAUUAAGUAUUCGAAAUAAUUUCUAGCCUUUCUGCAGCAACAAAACAAACUUUUAUAACAAACAAUUUUGCAUAUUAUUUAGAUAACUUUUUCCUAAUUUGUAUAAAGACAAUUAAUUUGUCUGUAUGUUAUUUAAAUGAAUUUUGACCAAUGGGAAAAAUGAAUUUUAUUAGAAAUCAAAACAAGAGAAUGCGACUAGAUUAUGAAAAUAACAUUGAAGGUAAUAUUGUCAACGAUGACCUAUGGGGUCAAGAAGAUAUUACAGCUGAUGAAUUUGAUAUGCUUGAAUUUCAAGCCACACAAUCAGUGCCGACUACAUCUGUGAAUAAUAAUGUACCGUUGGAGGUGGAUUCCUCAAAACAAAAACAGUAUGAAUUAGAAGGUAAAAUUAAAAUUUUAAGUGAUACUAUAGAAACAACAAAAAAAGAAUUGACUGAAGAAAAACUCAAAAGAGAUAAGAUAAUUACCGAGAAAAGUCAUGAAUUUAAGGAAAAGGAGAAAGUGUUGCAAAAAGAAAUCGAAAAAUUACACAGCUCCUUACAGUUUAAGGAUCAAGAAAUGAAAGCAAUUCAUGAUAAAGUAAAAACUCUUGAAAUUCAGCUGAAAGAAAAUAAAGUUAACUCAACAGCAUCUACAAGCAAAAGUCCAAAUAAAUAUUUGCAAAAAUUUGAUUUCAAAUCUGAUAUACCUGUCCGACCUUCAGAAAAAACACGUAAUCAUCAAAAAGGGCUUCAUCGUAAGUUUGCAGUGUCUGUUGAUAUGCCGAAAGGUCAAACUCAAGGCUGUGAUAUAGUUUCCUCAAUCUUAUGCAACAGACAGUUUCCUUUACAAAUUCCUAUUUGUGCAACUCUUCGGAAUCAUUUAGAUAGAGAGCAUCUUACUGACAAUGUUCUUCUUUCUCCUGUAUCAGUUACAAAACUUACCUUAGAACAAAAAUCUGAUGAAAUAUUAUAUUAUUAUUUUUCUGUUUUGGAAAAUUAUGUGUCUUACCUUCAGAACUUCCCUGAUCAAUCAAGUUCAGAUUCCUCUUUUUCUGUUAUAAAGAAAGGUUUUGUUUAUGAUAGAACUGUAGCCAUAUCUUGCCUGAAAGAUUUAAGUUACAUUAUUUCCUGUUAUCAAUUUUCUGAUUCUAUUAAUUCCUUACAUAUAGAAUCAUUAGUUCAGGAAGCAAAAAAGGCAUCUCAGAAAAAAGAUAGUAAUGACAGCUCUUCAGCAUCUUUGUCUUCUAACUGUGAUAAAAGAAAUGAAAGACAUGAAAAAAGGACUCACUCACUACUGACAUUGCUGUUUAUAUUAUCAAAGCCAGAUACUUAUCCUAAUGGAUUUGCGUGUAAGGACGAAGUUGAAUUAUCCUUGUCAGCUUUGGUUUCUUGGUCAGCUACUAAUCCUAAAAGCCUUGUAUGUUCUUUCGACAAUACAGUCAUCACCAGGCAUAUCAGUAAUUGUUUCAACAUUGCUGCUACAAAUAUUGUUCUAAGAAUGCUAAUCAAUAUCUGCACUCUGAAAGAAUAUUUAAAUACGUCUCUCCACAACACCGACUCUUGCCAUUUGUGUGCAGUAGCCACUUUAUUAAAUCGGACAAUAUCUAACACUCCUUUGGAAUGCGUUGAUUCAAUGAUAAUGGCUGAAGAUUAUUUAACUUCUGUAUUUUCUGUACAUAGUUUCUCAGAUAUGAAGCUAGAAAGUUCUGCAUGUUCUAUGAUGAUAUUUCCAUCUGUACUUGCAACAUUGUUAAAGUUUUACGCUGUUCGGAAGGAAAAUUGUCUCAUUACCAUUCUUCUAAAGAAAGGAUUCACCCUUCUUCAUUUCCUCUCCAAACACAUUCCUAAUUUUAAAUUAAGAAGAGACGAAUUUAAAGAUCUUUAUGUUUCCACUGUAUGUGUGAUGUUGAGUUUAAGUAAAGAAGAUCUUUUGUUCAGAGAUUUUCAAGAAAUAGCCCAAGAAUUGUGUGACUUCCAAGAAGACACAAGUGAUAUUGAUCUUGAAGAUCUGUCAGAUGACGCAACCCCAGUAGUCAAUUUAAGAAGCCAAAAUGACAGCUGAAACUAUUUUAUUUGUAUAUUUAAUUUUAUUAUUAUAAAUAAACCAGUGUAUGGUGAUCAGUCAAUUUUGUUAUGCAUUUCUUCCAUGUUAAUAAAUUUAUAUUUGAUUA